GUCUCGCCCCUGGACGAGCAGGGCAUCUUCAAGUUCGCCUUCAAGACCAGCAACGGCAUCAAUGUGCAGACAGCGGGCAGUGCCCUGGAGACCAUUGGCAUCUUUAGCUACACCUCGCCGGAGGGCGUGCCCAUCGAGACGCGCUACAUAGCCGAUGAGCUCGGCUUCCAUGUGGUGGGCAAGCACCUGCCCCGGCCGCCGCCCACGCCCAGCUACAUUCUGCGCGCCCUGGAGUACAUACGCACCCACAACGAGGAUGGCAGCCCGAAGGCCCCAACACUGUGAAACACGUCGUAGCUCUUAAUCAUUCAGAAGAAGGCUGAUAWUACCGUGUAGUAACCUGCUAAUAUCUACUGUUAGUUCUCGUAUAGCUUCUAGAUCGUGUCACCUGUUAUAAAUCAUCUGCUCCUUCACACACCUUCAUCUAAAUAUAGCUCCAAAAAUAUAAUCAAAUUACACAAAAUCUUUUGCGUGUUUCAGUUUUGGUCUGAUGACCCCAACAAAUCAGCUCUUGUUACGAGAUUAGCCAUAAAAGCUGUUAAUAUGAUAAUCAA
Messenger RNA from Drosophila arizonae, 554 nucleotides. It is a transcript of the gene Cpr78Cb, whose product is annotated as Cuticular protein 78Cb. The record is from RefSeq and is a predicted model, not a curated record. Gene Ontology annotation, molecular function: structural constituent of chitin-based larval cuticle. Gene Ontology annotation, cellular component: chitin-based extracellular matrix. Lineage: Eukaryota; Metazoa; Arthropoda; Insecta; Diptera; Drosophilidae.